UGGGGUGGCCUCGAGCCUGGGCAGAUGAGGGCCAGCCCGGCGCCGGAGCCCCACUGCCUCGGGGUGCGGCGAAGGUCUCGGGGUGGGUGACCAGCGAUGGCUAGAUACUGUAUCAACCGCAAUAAAAAAACCGGGAGCCCUCCGGGAUGGCCUUCAGGUGUGAGUGUGUCUUUGCUGUACUGGGGAGGGGCGGCCCCUUUUUGGCGCGCUGAGACUGCGCAAGGCGGAGCUGGGCGCGCGGCACCUACCGCCAGGGGACGCCGUCGGGAGCGCGCGCCACGUGGCGGGGAGCCGCCCUGGGCGCUGGCAGCGGUGGGGAGGCUCCCUGAGGGCAGGGCCAGCUUGCUCAAAAGGCCAAGUAUCCCCAGCGCUGCACCAUUCGCCAUUCGCUCGCGCUCGCGAACACAGCAACAUGUUGCCGCGGAGGUCCCAGUCCUGGGGCGACGGCUCCGAAGAGGAGCCCGAGAAACCCGGUCCAUCAUCGGGCAGUGAGCAGAGCGAGACCAAGAGCUCUGGAGAGGAGGCACCGAAGGAUCAAGGGGCGGCAUCACAGGACAGCGUGCCGCCUCAGGCCCUCAACGCUCCCUGGACCCCGGGGCAGCAACUGGCGCCGGAGCAGGCCCAGCAAGCCCCAGCUUUCCAUCAGGUAUCCUGGGAGGUGAGUCCUACCAGGAUGGCUCUGCUACCACCUUGGGAUCCCAGCUACGAGGUUAAAGCGGGAACUCGGGUGCUGUGGGCGGCCGGCUGCGGGUCUGGUGCAUCUUACUCUGGGCGGACUUUGUGGCAUCCGUCCUUCUGGCCGCUGUAUGAGACCAGCUCCGGUGGGACCAGCUCUGGCGUGGCCAGCUCCGGCGUGGCCAGCUCCGGCGGGGCCAGCUCCGGCGGGGCCAGCUCUGGUGGGGCCAGCUCCGGCGGGGGCUCCCAGCCCCAGGCCCCUGGCGCUGGCCAGCAGCCUGCUGAGUCGGUGGCCCGGGAUGCAGGGAUCCCUGUGGUGUGCAGGGAAGAAAUCUUCUUCUUAGAUCCUCUGCUUCCCCAGGGGCAACGGGUGCCUCUGUUGCUGUCAGAGGUCCCUCAACAGGCCGUGGGCUCCCUGAGGCUGCUGUUGCCUCCUGCGAUCAUGUCUCCCUUGGUCGUGCCCACUGUGACCCGGAGCACCUCCACCGCCUGGCUCACCGGGCCGGAGCUCAUAGCUGUCACUGGGCUGCUGCAGAUGAGUGAGGGGCCACCACGACCCAGCACCCCCCCUCAAACUUCUCCUCUGUCUGAGGACCCCCCAAGCUCAGCCGAUGAGCCCCAGGACCCCGAGGGUGGCCAGGACUGCCCUCCGGGUCCUGACUCGGACCUUGCACGGUCCCCAGGCCCCCAGAGUCAGUAGCUCCUCUUGGUAAAAGGUAGGAGGGGGGGGGCCCAGCAUAAAGUCAACCGCCUGCUUCCCUCACAAGCUUGAUGAAGAAUAAAAGUGUUGACUUGCAAA
Molecule: messenger RNA, 1474 nt
Organism: Ochotona curzoniae (black-lipped pika)
Lineage: Eukaryota; Metazoa; Chordata; Mammalia; Lagomorpha; Ochotonidae
Gene: SAP25
Product: Sin3A associated protein 25
Exons: 6
Coding region: 413-1375 (320 amino acids)
Biological process (GO): regulation of DNA-templated transcription
Cellular component (GO): nucleus; cytoplasm
Source: RefSeq, a predicted model, not a curated record